Messenger RNA from Pleurotus ostreatus (oyster mushroom), 1365 nucleotides. RefSeq lists its product as uncharacterized. The record is from RefSeq and is a predicted model, not a curated record. NCBI's taxonomy places the organism in Eukaryota, Fungi, Basidiomycota, Agaricomycetes, Agaricales, Pleurotaceae. The coding region runs from base 1 to 1365 and encodes 454 amino acids. The transcript is spliced from 5 exons.
AUGUCGAGCGAUCCUAGGGUGCAUAAACCCAGAGUACCCAAGGCAUACAGCGAUGAACAACUUACGUUUCUCCGAAGUCACCUCUCAGAGUUCGAAAGACGAUCUCAAGGCUCUAUACGCGGCGAUGCAAAGAAGUUUGCCCUGGAGCGUGCUCAAGAUUUCAUAACACGAUUCGGCCUGCCAUCUGAUUACGUCGGCGUCGACGAGUCGGAACCGCGAUUUCGUGAACAGAUUUACAACUGGUUCAAGAACACCGUUGGCCGAACUAGACGUAAACUUGAAGGCCGGCCAAGGUCUGCCAAGAAGGUGGCGGAGAAGGCGGCAGCAGCUCACCAGGGGACGAAUGAUCACGGUGAAGUGACCUGGAACGCCAGUGUGUCACCCGCAAUUAUAUCAUACACCCAGACAGAGCAUGAGAGUCCAGUCAAUGCAGCGCAAGCAUUGGCGCCGUUGCCAUACAGCUCGUUGCAACCCAGCUCAUCGUCGUUAGCUGCCAAUAUCACAACAUCCGUCGGCGUGGUUCCGGUAAAUACACAACAAGCUAUGAGCCUGAACCUGCCUCCGACGAUUCCUAACAUAAGGGACGCGCUUCUCAAUGGAUAUGAUCCUUCGACUAUUUCAGGCCUGAUACAAUCCUACGUAAUGGCGAAUCCAUCUGCAACACCGCUAACGCCGGUAGUGGAUGCACUUUUUGAUGCAAUUGCCACCGCUGAAUCCCAGUCUUCCUCGCGAAAUGGUUACAACAACGGCCGGGAUGCUACCUCAUUUCUCCAAAAGUUCUACGACGCUUCGACGUUCUUCCCGUCAACGGUCGUCCAUGCAGGUAUCGCAGGUCCUUUCGCAGGUCCACGUGCCCUCCAAAUGCGCAUUCGGAAACACUCCACUUGGACGCCGAGUCCAUCACCACAUUUCUCGUCAGCAAGCGGGAUAUCUUCUGGCCAGCAUCCCGGGACACAAUCCUCGACCUCCAUCGCCGACGAAAUGCAGCGCAUAGCCGUCGAUCGACAGAGAAGGAAGGACUAUAUACAGUGGGCUAAAAUACACGCCGCGGCUCUAGAGCUAGGUCUCUUAACAUUAGAGCCAGAGUCCUCGAACUUUUCCACCGGACGUGCCUUCUCAGAAAUGGUCGCUAGGGAUGCUGUUUGGGAACAAGAUGAGGUUGAAUGGGUUGCAGGAAUAUGUAUUCUCCGAGCGGUUAUUCGUACAGCAGAUCGGCGAUGGCGAGACGAAUACGACGGACUCUUGAGGGCUUAUGAGAAUCGGUGGAAGGAGAUCAAGGACGAAGCCCGACAGACUAUUGUGACGGAAGUACUUCUAGGUGCUAAAGAAGAUCUUGCGCGUUUAGACGACUCGCACAUGGCAUGA